This is a messenger RNA of Zasmidium cellare ATCC 36951, 375 nucleotides long. RefSeq lists its product as uncharacterized. Lineage: Eukaryota; Fungi; Ascomycota; Dothideomycetes; Mycosphaerellales; Mycosphaerellaceae. The transcript is spliced from 2 exons. The record is from RefSeq and is a predicted model, not a curated record. The coding region runs from base 1 to 375 and encodes 124 amino acids.
AUGGUAACCUGGGACGACGCCACCGACAAGAAGUUCCUCCUCAACAUCAUCCACGUCGUCGGACCAGAGAAGCUCAACUGGCCGACCAUCGCCGCCAGCAUGGGCGAGGAGUACACCCCCGAGAGCGUCAAGUCUCGCUACAAGAAACUCAAGCAACAAGCCAAGGCGCAGUUCGGUGAUCCUCCGACGCCGGCGAGCAAGGGGAAGGGAAUGGGCGAGAAGGCUUCGGCCACGGGAUCGAAGCGCAAGGCUAAGAAGGCUGUCGCGGAGACGGAGGGGGACGAGGGUGAGGAUGAUGUGGAGGAGACGCCGAGUAAGAAGAUGAAGGUGAAGAAGGAGGUGAAGAAGGAGGAUGAGGGUGGAGAGAUGGUCUAG